AUGCCUCAAAACGAGUAUAUUGAGCAGCACAUAAAGCAGCAUGGUCGCAGGCUCGAUCACGAAGAGCGUAAGCGUAAGAAGGAGGCAAGAGAAGUCCAUAAGGUUGCAGAAAGAGCUCAAGAGUUGAAGGGCUGGAGAGGUAAGCAAUAUGCCAAGAAGCGUUAUGCUGAAAAGGUUGCAAUGAAGAAACGUAUCAAGGCUCACGAACAAUCGAAGGUCAAAGGUGAGUCCAAACCUAUCGACACCGGUGAAGCACUACCUGCAUAUCUGUUGGAUAGAGAAGAGACAAAUCAAGCAAAGGCAAUCUCAUCAUCGAUCAAACAGAAGCGUUUGGAGAAGGCUGAUAAGUUUUCUGUACCUCUACCUAAAGUGCGUGGUAUCAGUGAGGAAGAAAUGUUUAAAGCUGUAAAAACCGGUAAAUCCAAAUCCAAAUCUUGGAAGAGAAUGAUUACGAAACCAACGUUUGUCGGAGAAGGAUUUACACGUCGACCAGUCAAGAUGGAAAGAAUCAUUAGGCCAACUGCGCUACGUCAAAAGAAGGCAAAUGUGACCCAUCCUGAACUGAAAGUGACGGUUUUCCUACCAAUUCUAUCUGUCAAGAAGAACCCUCAGAGUCCAAUGUAUACGCAAUUAGGUGUUUUAACCAAGGGUACAAUCAUCGAAGUUAACGUUUCUGAAUUGGGUAUGGUUACGUCUGGUGGUAAAGUUGUCUGGGGUAAGUAUGCUCAGAUAACUAACGAACCAGACAGAGACGGCUGUGUAAAUGCCGUCUUACUGGUUUAA
Molecule: messenger RNA, 783 nt
Organism: Zygosaccharomyces rouxii
Lineage: Eukaryota; Fungi; Ascomycota; Saccharomycetes; Saccharomycetales; Saccharomycetaceae
Gene: NSA2
Product: rRNA-processing protein NSA2
Exons: 1
Coding region: 1-783 (260 amino acids)
Biological process (GO): maturation of LSU-rRNA; maturation of 5.8S rRNA
Cellular component (GO): preribosome, large subunit precursor; nucleolus
Source: RefSeq, a predicted model, not a curated record